This is a messenger RNA of Penaeus indicus, 2302 nucleotides long. RefSeq names its product FAD-linked sulfhydryl oxidase ALR-like. Bases 35 to 664 code for a protein of 209 amino acids. The record is from RefSeq and is a predicted model, not a curated record. Gene Ontology annotation, cellular component: mitochondrion. Gene Ontology annotation, molecular function: flavin adenine dinucleotide binding; flavin-dependent sulfhydryl oxidase activity. Lineage: Eukaryota; Metazoa; Arthropoda; Malacostraca; Decapoda; Penaeidae. The transcript has 4 exons.
CAAAGCCCGAGAUUCGCCCAGAGCCUUCGCAAGCAUGGCCACGCAAGGGAGCGACCCGACGUCUCUCUUCUCCGCCCAGCCUGGCAAACCGUGUCGGGCGUGUACGGAUUUCAGGUCGUGGAUGAAGCAACAAGGAAGCCUACAGGGGGCUCCUAAGUCUGGUAAGGAAGGAGAAGAGAAAAACAGUUCAUCACAUGACAGUAAAGAGGAUAACACAAACACGUCUAAUUCAGCGUCAGGAUCUAUUUUGAAUGAAAAUGUAAAGUCAGCUGCAGUUGAUCCAGAUGACACGGAUGUUCCUCUAACAGGGAAAGCUGCCAAAUAUGGAUGUCCUGCAGAUAGUUUGUCACUUGGGCGAGGGUCAUGGAGGCUCUUACACAGCAUGGCAGCGUACUAUCCAGAGAAGCCUUCUGCUGACCAACAGAAGGACAUGUCUACCUUUAUAACAAUAUUCUCGAAAUUCUAUCCUUGCCAGCCAUGUGCAGAGGAUUUCAGAGAAUGGUUGAAGAAGAACACACCAGAUGUUUCUUCACAGAAAGGACUGUCUCGCUGGUUUUGUGAAGCCCAUAAUGAAGUCAACAGGAAACUUGAGAAACCAUUGUUUGACUGCAGCUUAGUUGAUCAGAGAUGGCGUGAUGGUUGGAAAGAUGGAUCUUGCGAUUAGUAUUUUUUUUUUAUAUAUGUAUUUAUUAAUUUUUUAGAAAUGUAUGACUACACUCUUAAAGUUGAAAAGGUGAGAGUGACAUGAAGGUGCAAUAUAUUUGUGUAUCUGCUAAUGUGCUUUAAAUAUUUAUAAAUAGCAAAUGUUGAGAGCAAUAGCAGUUAUGAUUCAUUCCAGUUAUAAUGAGAAUUCAAGUGAUAGCUUUUGAAUUGCAAGUUGCUUCAUCAUAUUACUUGGAUUUCAGGAAGAACCCAGUUAGUAGAUUAUAUUAAUUGUGGAUUUUUUUUUUUUUUGUUUCAUCAAAGCUGGCAGGUAAAGUGUUUCACAGGUUAUCAGUCAAAUAAAACUUUGGUUAUUUACAUGUAUUAUUAACUGUGGUUUGUUUAUUAAUUUUGUUUACACAAUGAUGGAAGCAGAAGUAAAUACUCACAAAAGUCAAUUAACCCAUUCGCGCCGGGCAUCACGUAUACGUGACGGGCCCACUUUGAGUUUACUUGUUUGAUUGUUUACAAACAUAGAUGGCUCCACUUGCACUUGUACUGCCUGUCUCGUCUGUUUACCCUUUUCUUUAAUUUACAAAAUUAUUUUGCGUUAUCUUAUUUUCCUGUUACUAAUGUUUAUAACAUUAGAGUAAUUAUAAUGUUUAAAAUAAAAAUAACCAUCGAUAUUCAUAGCACUAGUAAAAAUACAUUUUUCUGCCAAAUGAAAGUGUAGAGAAAUUUCAUAAAAAAAUAUAAAAAAUGAACACAGCAUUUCCCCCAUUUUUUGUUCAUUUUUACCCGGCGCGAAUGGGUUAAUAGGCCUACUUAACCUCUCCAGUUACCCCAUUCCUAGAAUUCACAGAAAAGAAUUUUAUUACUAUUAUUAUUGUUAAUAAUGUAGUCAUAAUGUUAAUGAUCCCCCCAAUCAAAGAAUGGGGUAAUCAGGCCUAACAGUUUACUCCUAUGUGUUAUUGAAACUAUCUGUGUGUAAACAAAACAAAUUAAAGAAAACUACAAUUGACUGUGCAUGUACCUGUUGCCAAUGGGUUAUGCUUUAGUUGAAGUAAGAGUAAAAGUAUACACCCAAGUUUUAUUAUUUCCUCUUUUAUGUUUAGGCACCUGAAUAACAGGGCAUAUUAGAUAUUGGUAAGAAAACUCAGGCAGAACUUGUCCAAUUUACUUAUGUUUUUUUUUUCAGUGUCUUAGAUAUUUACUUGCGUCUGUAGAGUUUUGGAUGCUUGGUUUACAUAAUGUUUGUAGGUGGUGAAAAAGCACAAGAUCGAGCACUGUAUAAAUAUGUGAUAACCAUGUAAGAAAUAUUGGACAGCUAUGAAAAUUACUUUUAACUUUUGAUGUGAUUGUCUGUAUUGUAGAAUACUCAUAGAAGAGAGUGGAUUUUUUAAUGUUUUAAAUUUUCAGUAUUUUAUAUGUGUAUCAGAACAUUGAGAAAUUUGGUUAUAAUGAAAUAUUGGUAUUGUUAUCAGUUGAGGACCUGUAUUAUAAUAUGUUGUAAUAUAUGCAUGCCACUACAAAAAGAAGAAGAAGGAGAAAAAACAGUGGUGCUAUCUUUAACAGGCUGUAAUUAUUAUGUGUAUGUAUUGUAUAAAAAUGUAUAUAUUGUUGAAUUAAUGUUUUAAAUUACAUGGUCUUGCAAGAACAA